Messenger RNA from Eleginops maclovinus (Patagonian blennie), 4326 nucleotides. It is a transcript of the gene spryd3, whose product is annotated as SPRY domain containing 3. The transcript has 11 exons. Lineage: Eukaryota; Metazoa; Chordata; Actinopteri; Perciformes; Eleginopidae. The record is from RefSeq and is a predicted model, not a curated record. Gene Ontology annotation, molecular function: protein binding. Bases 116 to 1372 code for a protein of 418 amino acids.
AACCAUCGUGACGUCACAGGCAAGCGCCGAACUCCAGUUUCCAAAGUUUUUAUGAGGAGCUAUAGCUGAUGGACAGAAAAGUGAGUUUCUGUCGGAUUUGUCGCCAAGUUAACAGAUGGAUGACAUCAACGUACUCCACCACAGAUGCCUCUUGAAUCUGAGGCGUCGAAUCAGAGGUAUCGGGGAUGGGCGCCCUGCACAGGAACGCUACAUGAGGAUACAGAAGGAUGGAGACACCCUCAGUUACCAAGGGAACUCUGAGGAGGUGGGUUGCUAUGUGGCUGGCCAUCCUUUAUCAAAGGGAAAUUGCUACUUUGAGGUGACAAUAGUGGACACAGGGGUGAGGGGCACCAUUGCUGUGGGCCUGGUGCCUAAAUUCUAUAGACUGGACCACCAGCCUGGCUGGCUGCCAUACUCUGUAGCGUACCACGCUGACAACGGCAAGUUAUACAAUGGAAACCCCGUCGGUCAGCAGUUUGGGCCAAAGUGUGCUCGUGGUGACCGCAUCGGCUGUGGAAUUCACUCAGAAAACAUUGACGCAGGUUUUACAACAGUCUUUUUCACCAAAAACGGCAAAGAGGUGGGUUCAGUGGAGGUUCCCGUGUCUGCAGAGGGGUUGUUCCCCGCCGUAGGGAUGCACUCCAUGGGGGAGGAGGUGAAGGUUGACCUGCAGGCGGAGUGGUUCUUGGAGGUAGACGAUAGUAUGAUGAUGGUGGACAGCCAUGAAGAUGACUGGGGGCGGCUUUUCGAUGUCAGGGUUAGCGGCACGCUCUUGGAGUACGUUGGCAAGGGAAAGAGCAUCAUGGACGUGGGCUUGGCUCAGGCCCGCCAGCCACUCACCACCCGCUGCCACUACUACGAAGUGGAGAUUGUUGAUGCUGGAGAGAAGUGUUACAUUGCCCUGGGCCUGGCGAGAAAGGACUAUCCCAGGAACAGACACCCGGGAUGGAGCCGAGGGUCGGUGGCGUAUCAUGCUGAUGACGGCAAGAUCUUCCACGGCAGCGGGGUCGGAGACGCUUUCGGUCCUCGCUGCUUUAAAGGUGACAUUAUGGGCUGUGGCAUCAUGUUCCCACGAGACUACAUCCUGGACGGAGAAGGUGACGUGGACGACUGGGAUCGGCUGGAGGUCCGUCCGGCUCGGGCAGGAGUCCAGAACGUUCUGUACCUCGAUGACGAAGAGGAGGAAGAGGAAGACGGGGAAGAGGUAGAGCAGGGACAGGAGGGCAGGAAGGUCACGGUGUUCUUCACCAGGAACGGGAAGCUGAUGGGCCGCAGGGAGAUGAGGGUUCCUCCCGGGGGUUUGUUCCCCACCGUGGGGAUGCUGAGCAGCGGGGAGAAGGUCAAGGUGGACCUGCACCCCCUCAGCGGAUGAGCUGAGCCACACUGGACGCUGUGAUGCUUUGCAAACAGCUGGCUGCACUGCAGAGCUCACACACGGUAGCUUAGCAUGCUGCGAACACUGAAAACACACCGGCACUGUCUCUGCUUUUAUUUAUAACACCUGUUCAUUGCCUCAUCAAAGAAACACAGCCGGACCAUACACCUGGUUGUACAGUAGCAGAGAACUCAAACAUAAGCUGUGUAGGUUACAGCAUGCUGCACCUGAAAGAAAAUAUAUAUAUUUAACGAUUUAUUCUAUGCAAUCUGUACUGCUAUCUCCCUCACGUCUAACCUCCCUCUGCAUGCAGUGUGUCCGAACACUGAGCUGUUAAAUCCCUCUCAUGAGCUCUGUUUAUUUCCUUUGUCACGACCCAAAGCAAAGCAGAGCCAGGCCAACAGUUGUGCCGAGUCAGAGCUCAGUUUCAGGGAAUAGACUAUCCCCUCUCUCCCCCUUUCUCUUUCUCUUUCUCCACCUCUCUCUCUCUGGGUGAGGCUGCCCUCCUGUGAGCGUUCAGGGACCUGCUGCCUCCCGAUGCUUUGCUGGAAGUGAAACCUAGGAUCUGUUGCAAUAUUUCACAAAUGCAUCAACGCACAUUUUAUAUGAGCUGACUGUAGGAGGAUCAUUGCAGGUUUCACAUUAAGAUGCUGUUACCGGUUUCUAAUUGAACAAGGACUACAUUUAAAAAAAAACAACAUGUCAGGUAUGUUUUCCUCAAGGGCAUCUGCAGAAUACACAUUUAAAUCUUUUACGCAAAAAAGUUCAGGGAAUGUGUUUUGUUUUUGCACUUCGGGGAGGCUGAGGACACGUUUAAGUCACACAGUGAGUAGACAAAACUGGAACAACUCUUACAUACAUUGCAGUCUGAUGCAACCCUGCAAUCAUCAGCCAUAAAAUAUAUCCCUACGGUUAAUUUAGCUUUAGAAUCAUUAAAUAUAAUCAGCUCUGGCUGUCGGAUUGCAUCAUACUGUAAUGUGAUAUUUUGUAUUUUAACAUUUGUCCUCAGUGCAUGCAAAGGAUUAUUUCCUGUCUCACUUUUCCUCUUCCCUUUUUCUAACCAUAAAGUUAUACUAAUAUAUUACUGUUAAGUUUACAAGAAAAGAUCCUCCCAAAUGAAUUUCUUGCUUUAGUAGUCAGAAGAUGAUUUCCCGUGUGUAAUGACAUUAUAUGAUGAAGAAUUAACGGCUGGAUGAUUUUCUUGUUGUGGAUGAAGAUGAUUUGUGGUUACUGCAUGUUUGUGUUUGUGUGUCUGCACAUCAUCAACAGCACCAGAGGUUUGUAAACACAAAGACAGAUCACAUCAGAGACUCUGUUUUUAUGCUGAAUCACUUUAAGCUGUGUUAGAUCACUAUGGUAACCCAUGCUCAAGCAUAGGGCUGCCACAAUCAUUUUCAUUAUUUAAUGUUCAGUUUAAACAUUUUCUUGAUUGUUUAGUCUAUAAAAUGUCAUGUGGAAAAUACCGACCCUAUUUAGAAAGGCCUUACUCAUAAUUAUAGAUCUGAGAAAUGAAUCAAUAAGUAUUUUGACAAAAAUAAAUGUAAAAAUCUUUGGGUUUUGCACUUUUGUUGAAACACAACUUAAAUAUUUCAACUCACUUUGGUGCAUAUUCACAGAUUACAUGAUUAAAAUGUGUGCAGUUUACCUGGAGAUACUUAAUUUAAAUGUUAUUAUAGCACUCUUCUCCCCGUAAAACCUUCAGACUACAUUUCCCAGAAUGCAACUCGACCAACACCAAAGCCUCGAGCAAUACUUUUUUCUGCGUCACACGACUCCUAUCGGCUUCGUUCAACCUACAGUUUAGCGACAAUUCGUCAUUGCAGAUGUAAACAAACAUUAACUGUGAAUGAGUUACUUUCAGGUUUUAUUUUAAAUGAUUAAAUACUUAAAUUAAAUCGGUUUACCACACCAUGGCCUAUAUGUGAGCUCCCGUGUUCGGGGUGUGUUUACGGUCGGUUAUGUCCAGUAAACUUGCAUUUUAAACUCAGAAAAGUUUUCUAACCUAGUCUACACCCAGGACUAUCUCAUGUACACAUAAUCCACGUACUAGACAAAUAAAACAGUUCUUACUUUGACGCCACACUCGGUUUAAUAAAUGAAUUGCAGUUUUUGUCACAGCCACAGAUUUAUUUUGAUUUCAAACGUAAAGCUAGCCCCAAACCAACCAACUACUAGCAAAAGGGGUACAUUUCAACCUUGUAUUUAACACGUUAGUCCUCUCAAAUACCUGAAAACAGACUCAAUCUUGUUGAAUAAUUCACUCAUAAAUAGAUAAGCAAAAAACGGCUAUUCUGCUAGACUGGGUUGAACUGGAUUUGUGAUACAGACCUCAGCAAUCUGUGCACGUGAAUGAGAAAUACUGUAGUAUGUUGUAUUAUGUCAGUGAGCUGGUUUCCACACACAUUACCAGAAUUAUAAACAUUAUAUUGUAUAAUCCUAAUCUAUAAAACCUUUCCCACAUCUGUGUUUGUCCAUCAUAACAUCAGCAGCCCUAAACUACAUUCCUGUAAAGAUGCAAACGGCAGGUUUCUGUCUUGUUUCAGCUUUCUGCAGCCAGUGAUGCUAGGAAAAAACGAUGUAAAAUCACUAAACAGGGUUAACUAUUAAAUCACAUAACUGCUGGAGACUGUUUUAUGUUCAGAUGUUGUCAUGUAUCUUGUUUUGGAGCCAUCGAUGAUGUGAAGAAAAACGUUGUUCUCCUUCUGCAAGGUUGAAUAGAGACUUAAAUGCUAAUUAUGCUAGACAGUGCAAAGACAUUAAUGAGACACUUCAGGGUAUUAAAGUCACUUAUUGUUUACUCAGUUUACAAAGUUUCACGGUUCAACCAAAUUCUUUAAAUCUGGUUGUAGCGUCUCUUUACUUGUGUGAUCAUGUCUCGCCUCGUUGACUUGCACUAUACAGACCUUGUUCCUUUUCAUGUUUGAUCAUCAAUAAAGGUUUACGUAAUGCAA